This is a messenger RNA of Cercopithifilaria johnstoni, 606 nucleotides long. NCBI's taxonomy places the organism in Eukaryota, Metazoa, Nematoda, Chromadorea, Rhabditida, Onchocercidae. The record is from the annotation of a GenBank genome assembly.
AUGCCGUACAUUUCUGCCAAGAAGAAUAUAAUGCGCUGUAAAACUGAACGGAUGCUGGCAUUAUGCCAACAUUUCAAAUUUUGGGGAGAGUUGCGUGGUAGUAGUUGUUUAAGCUGCAAUGAGUUAACACAGUCACUCACUCAUCGAGGACAACUGCUUGACAUGGAAGCAGGAAGAGAUGAGACGCAAAUGCAGGUUCCACCAACCGAAGCAGCUGUGACAGUUGAUGAGAAGUUGGAUGUGAAAACUGCACUGCGAAGAGCUCUGAAAUCAGCAAUCGUCAUGGAUGGAGUAGCUAAGGGUCUUCAUGAAGCCGCCAAAGCUCUCGAUAAGCGCCAGGCAUAUUUUUGUGUCCUGGCUGAGAACUGUGACGAACCAAUGUAUACCAAGCUAGUGGAAGCACUGUGCAAUGAGCAUCAAAUACCACUGGUUAAAAUUAAGGACAAAAAACAGCUGGGGGAAUGGAUUGGUUUAUGCAAAUACGACAAAGAGGGGAAAGCUCGAAAGGUAGUAGGGUGUUCGUGCGCAGUCGUGCGCGACUAUGGCCAAGAUGAUGUUGCACGCGCAUUUCUUCAGGAAUACUUUGAUAGUCAAAAGAAAGGCUGA